Molecule: messenger RNA, 1191 nt
Organism: Cooperia oncophora
Lineage: Eukaryota; Metazoa; Nematoda; Chromadorea; Rhabditida; Trichostrongylidae
Source: the annotation of a GenBank genome assembly
AUGGAAGCCAGUCGGACUUUCUACGAAAGUAAAUUAUCUUUCGUUUCAGACAAUGCAAAUGUGAUUACGACAGCUGCUCUCUCGAAAAUUCCAAUCCUUGCUGCCCUCCUGGAUAAAGUUGCUUGUGCUUCUGUAACGCUUUCGGAUGCAUCCCUUCUGAAGGCUAUUGAAGCAAUGAUGAGGAUAUCGGACGAAAAUGUCGCUGUGGCGGCGACUGGUAGGGAGUGCUCACUCUUCCCAUUGGCAAUGCUCCUACGGUUCGCAUCUCUGAAUCUUCAUCGUCAGCAAGUCUUCUGGGACCGCGUCACGGCACACUUCAUCAAGGUCUGUGGCCAUAUAACUCCAUCCUUACGCGAAUGGGCGGCUGUUGCUUUGUCAAGCAUCAUCAAACAAGCGUUCAAAGCAAAAACUGGGCUAUCAGAAGCGGAACAUCAGGCUAUCACACUGAAGACACUGCGCUUGAUGUGCUCUAUUCACCAGGCGGAUGUGCAAAGACGUCAGCUUGACUGUUUGAUGGCGCUUCUCCAAACGGACGGUGCUCAACUUGUACCCGAGAUGUGGCAACAUGUAAUUUUCAUAGUUGCUGCCGUCGUUGAUGAAGAGAACUGCUGUGACGAAGCUCUGGUACGGCAGGGAUACCUCGGCCUGAGACUUGUGGCUGCGGACUUUCUUCCGUCACUUCCGUUCGAGUGUAUCUCCGUGUUGGUGGAAGCAGUCGCGCGAUAUGGAAGGCAAACGGCUGAUCACAACAUUUCCUUGUCAGCUCUCACUCAGCUGUGGACAAUCUCUGACUUUGUCUUUCGAAAGAGCGAAGUUGUGGGUGCUGAUGCAUCUGAAAAGGUUUGGCUGGUGCUGUAUACGUGCCUAUCUGAACUGUGUGUUGAUGUUCGGCCGUCUGUCCGCAAAAGUGCCUGCCAAACUCUUCUUCAAACGGUGGCCUCCCACGGCCAUGCUUUGCGGAUUAGCACAUGGAAUCAUAUGAUAUGGCAGAUCAUCAUGCCAUUGCUGGAUCGAGUUCGUGUGCAGACCCGAAGCGCAUCGACAGAGCGUGCAAGUGGCGCCCUUCUAAUGCAUCAUUCUCGAGAUACUCAACAGAAUGCGCAGCAUUUGAACUGCAAAAAUCAGUUUGAACUAAAUCCACCUUACGUACUAAGCUUUUCGAAAGGUUUCAGGCCAGAGGGAAGCUUAUGA